Molecule: messenger RNA, 2385 nt
Organism: Ipomoea nil (Japanese morning glory)
Lineage: Eukaryota; Viridiplantae; Streptophyta; Magnoliopsida; Solanales; Convolvulaceae
Exons: 8
Coding region: 1337-2212 (291 amino acids)
Molecular function (GO): zinc ion binding
Source: RefSeq, a predicted model, not a curated record
AGUGGACUUUUUUUUUUUUUUUUUUUUUUUUUUUGACAUUUCUUAUUAGGUAUAUACAGAAUCUGCAUUUUUUUAUUGCGUGGUUUUCCCAGUUUCAAAACUCUUUUUUCUUGUUCAAUUGUGAUUUCUUUUCAAGAAUGUAUUAGUUGUGUAUACCCAUAUUUUGGAUUUUCUGUCUCUAUAUAGCUACCAGCAACUAGAUUUUAGUUAACACUUGGGUUUCUUUUGGUAUACUUGAAUUGCUGCAUAUGGGAAUAGAAUGAACCAUAGAAAGGAACAAAGAGGGAAAUUAAUAUUAUUUAUUCAAAAUUAAUUUGAUCCCGAAGACAAUAUCUUUUGGUUCUUGUUCUCCCUGUAACCACUAUUCUGAAGUAAUGAACAUUCCUAAAGGAAUGAUGAUUUGGAUGGAAUGAACAUAAGAAAUGCAGAAAAGGAAUUUGUGGCUGUAGUACUAAUUCAGUUACUUGGUCCCUAUGUAGCAAAUGUAGCCUUAAUUCAGUGAAAUUUGUUGUCUCCACCAAUAUCAUUAUUUUAGUAUUUUAUUUUUGAUGAACUAGGCUGGAAAGUUUUCAAAGGAGAGUUCCAAGUUUUUUUGCUUCUUGUUGUUCAAUGCAUCUAUAUUGAAUCCAAGGAAGCUCAAUUCAUGUAAUUUAUGAGAUAUUAUGUUGGCAAAGUAUCUAUAUCAUGUCUUAUUUGGCGGAAAAGUGUUCUCAACAAACAUAAACGAUAAGUAAAUGUGCAAUUUGAGUGAUAUUUAUAAAUUGCCUGCUUGCCAACUUGCGUGUACGGAAAAUCUGUGGGUUGAGCCAAUACUUCACCUACAGCGAGCUGGGUGGUGCUUUGCCACGUAAUAUUUAUAUAUUGCCUCUGUGUCAGCUUGGUAUUUAUAAAUUGCAUGCGUGUCAACUUGUAAUGGAUAUAUGAUGCUACGUGUUGACUUCACAGAAAGAAGGUUUCGGUGAUAGUUGCUUUAAAUUGCCAGAUAACGAGGGGCUGACUACUAAGUUCAUUGAUGUGUUUGAAUGCGUUUUUGGGUGAAACAGUCAUGAGGGGUCAUCUCUGAGUCUGUAUCUACAAAAGCGCAAAACGUGAUUGUAGAGAUACCAGAAGGAAUAAUGGAGCAAUCAGCAAAGAUUCUGUUAGGAGAAACAUACCCUUCUCACCGACUCCAAUAGGGGUGAUAUCUAGAGUUUUCAAUCCAAGGAUUAAAAGAACAUUGUCGCAGCCAGAAAUUCCAAUUGCACUCCCAAAUCCUCGUUCAUCACAUGGAAGUUCUAAUUCAUCUACAAAGGGGAUUGAACACCCACUACAUCGAUCACAUUCAGUACCUAAUUUAAUGGAGGCUGAAAGCACCAUACACAUGGUAGGGGGACUAAAUUCUGUAAUUCGCUCUACUACUCAAAUCACAGUUGGUGCUCUAGCAACAUCAGUCGCUGCUCCAUCUUUUGGUAAAGAUGUGAGUGAUAAUUUGGGCAAAGAUGUUACAGAAGAUGCUGUUUGCAGAAUAUGUUUGGUUGAACUUGGGGAGGGAUCAGCCAUUGUUAAGAUGGAAUGCAGUUGCAAAGGUGAACUUGCACUGGCCCACCGAGAGUGUGCUGUAAAAUGGUUUACGUUGAAAGGCAACAGGACCUGUGACAUCUGUAGAAAUGAGGUUCAGAACAUACAUAUUAAAUAUAAUUAUCGGAAUGCAGUGAUAAAUGUUCUUGAACAAACUGGACUUGCUCUACACAGGUAUUGGAUCACUGUUCCUGUGGAUGUCAUUUGCAGCGUGACUGCCUACUUUUUAUUCGUGUUGGAACUUUUGUCCACGAAGGGAGAUCGUGAUCCUCCACUUGCUGCUCCAGCUUCAAUCGUAUUGGGUCUCAUUGCACACGUGAUAUCGUUUAGGAUGGUGUGUUCAGCGAGAAAACAAGCUUGGGUUUAUGGAUUGGUUCAGUUUGGAUUCGUGGUUCUAUUUGGACAUGUCCUCUACUUGGUGCUUAAUGUUGGUGAAUAUACAUCUGUUCUUGUUGCUGUAUUGAUUGGGUUUAGCCUUACAAUGGUCGGUCAUAUGAUCGUGCGACAGAUGGCUAGCUCAAAUCAGCUGCAAACUCCUUCUCAGGUGGCUAUGCAUCCAAACCCAUCUUCAGAAACCAUUCCUGCAUCCCAGAUUCAUCUGCAACAAACUGAUCUUGAAAGCGGAAAUCUCAGAGUUGAUAAGAGCUCCAACUGAGAGUCAGAGUCCUCUCAUUUCUUUACUUUGUGCAUGUUUUUAUUGUUAAACAAUGGCUGGCUUAGAACAUGUUUCUAUAGCUGUUUCCCUGUUUUGGUGAAUUGCAGUGAAUGUAACUAUGCACCUAUCAUCAGAUCAUUCAUUCUAAAUGUUGUUUUUACCUUCGCAUAAUU